UUUCUCCUCACAGGUCGCGCAGUCUCCCGCGCGGGCUCGUCUCCACAGGGGCUUGUCGACACGAUGGCUGCGGAAUCCACAGCCGCCGCCGCCGACGCGGAGCUGGUCUCAGCCGACCAAAUUGAAGAAGAAACUCCUGCUCCGUCGACCUCAACAGAAAAAAUCGAGAGUCUGGAUGUGGAUAGUGAAGCAAAGAAACUGCUGGGUUUAGGACAGAAACAUCUGGUAAUGGGGGAUAUUCCAGGAGCUGUCAAUGCAUUCCAGGAAGCAGCUAGUCUUUUAGGUAAGAAGUAUGGAGAAACGGCUAAUGAAUGUGGUGAAGCCUUCUUUUUCUAUGGAAAAUCACUUUUGGAGUUGGCAAGAAUGGAGAAUGGUGUGUUGGGAAAUGCCCUGGAAGGUGUGCAGGUGGAAGAGGAGGAAGGAGACAAAGCAGAAGAUGAAUCUCUGGUAGAAAAUAAUGAUAACGUAGAUGAGGAAGCAAGGGAAGAGUUGAGAGAACAGGUUUUUGACGCCCUGAAAGAAAAUGAAGCAAAAAAACUAGAAGACAAGACUCUAGUAAAGCCUGAAAUUGAUAAAGAACAGAAGACCGAAAUGGAGAAGUGUGAAAGAGAAGAAAUGGAAGUAAAUGAGCCUUCAGAGGAACUACUAGGAAAAUUGGAAUCAACUCCAGAUCAGUUAAAUCAAACCAUUGAAGAGGCAAAAGGAACAUCAUCAGGAGGAUUGAAGAUGGCUGACAUCACUUCUGUGAAGUCAGAACUGGAAGUACCCAAAGCUGAAGAGGGAAAACCACUAUCUGGUACUGAUGUUCAAGAAGAAUACAUUGUAAAAGGAGUUCAGGAAAAGCAGGCAGAAGUACUUGUAAGCACAGAGGAGCAGCCAAAAGAAGCCUCAAAAGAGCAGCCUGUUGGGAAUUUAGAAAAGGAGGGCAUUACAGUGGAGGUAGAAACAAAGUCUGUAGAUAGAACAGUUGAUGUGGGUUGUGAUGAGUUAAAUGUACCGGUAACAACUUCUGAAAAUGAGCCAGAAAAGGUUGUUUUUGAACAGAUGCUCCAGCAAGAAGCAACUGCUGAAGAGUCACCAGAAGUGAUGAUAGAAGCUCCAGGAGUUGAAUCAGAAAUGGUUGAGAAGCCGGGGCAGGAAACCAUAGUUCUCCCUGAGGAUUGUAUAGUUAAUGGAGAUCAGACUGUUCUGGAGUCAGAUAUUUCUGCUGGAGUUACAGAAACAAAGAAUGGUACAGGAUUAGAGGAGGUCAGGGCAGAAAUAGUUUCUAGCCAGGAAACUAAGUUGUCUGUAGAAGAAACUGAGGCAGCUGGAGAUGGGGUUGAGACAAAGUUAGCACAAGGGGCUACUGAGAAAUCCCCUGAAGACAAAGUUAAGCUAGCUGCUAAUGAAGAGACAGAAGAAAGAGAAGAACAGAUGAAAGAGGGUGAAGAAACUGAAGGCUCAGAAGAAGACGACAAAGAAAAUGACAAGGCUAAAGAAAUACCAGCUGAUUCAGUUCUUGAAAACAAGUCUCUUCAUGAAAACGAAGAGGAGGAGAUCGGGAACCUAGAACUUGCCUGGGAUAUGUUGGACUUAGCAAAGAUCAUUUUUAAAAGGCAAGAAACAAAAGAAGCUCAGCUUUAUGCUGCACAGGCUCAUCUUAAGCUUGGAGAAGUUAGUGUUGAAUCUGAGAAUUAUGUCCAAGCUGUGGAAGAAUUUCAGGCUUGCCUAAACUUACAAGAGCAGUACCUUGAAGCCCAUGAUCGUCUUCUUGCUGAGACUCACUAUCAGCUGGGCUUGGCGUAUGGAUAUAACUCUCAGUAUGAUGAAGCAGUUGCACAAUUCAGCAAAUCCAUUGAAGUUAUUGAGAAGAGAAUGGCUGUACUAAGUGAGCAGAUAAAGGAGGCGGGAGGAUCCUCUACUGAAUGUGAGAAAGAAAUCGAGGAACUAAAGGAACUGCUGCCUGAAAUUAGAGAGAAGAUAGAAGAUGCGAAGGAGUCCCAGCGUAGUGGGAAUGUAGCUGAAUUGGCUCUAAAAGCAACUUUGGUGGAGAGCUCUACUUCAGGUUUCACUCCUUGUGGAGGAGACGCUUCAGUUUCCAUGAUUGCCAGUAGAAAACCAACAGAUGGUGCUUCCUCAUCAAACUGUGUGACUGAUAUUUCCCACCUUGUCAGAAAGAAGCGGAAACCAGAGGAAGAAAGUCCCCGGAAAGAUGAUGCAAAGAAAGCCAAACAAGAGCCAGAGGUGAAUGGAGGCAGUACAGAUGCUGUUUCUAGUGGAAAUGAAGUUUUAGGAAACGUGCAGGAACAGACUGAGAAUCAGGCUGAAAGUCGGACAGCAGUGGAGGGGAACGUGGAGGCCGGAACUACAGUCGAAAGUACUGCAUGUUAAGAAAGAGGACUUAACAGCUUUCCUCCUGAGGGAAAAUGUUUUUUGUAUAUAAUGUAUUUUUUCACUUUGGGGGAAUUUUUUUUUUUUGUAUGACUUCAAUAAAGAUUGUAAGCAAA
Messenger RNA from Suncus etruscus (white-toothed pygmy shrew), 2489 nucleotides. RefSeq names its product nuclear autoantigenic sperm protein (gene NASP). Lineage: Eukaryota; Metazoa; Chordata; Mammalia; Eulipotyphla; Soricidae. The coding region runs from base 64 to 2373 and encodes 769 amino acids. The transcript has 15 exons. Gene Ontology annotation, molecular function: histone binding. Gene Ontology annotation, cellular component: nucleoplasm. The record is from RefSeq and is a predicted model, not a curated record. Gene Ontology annotation, biological process: DNA replication-dependent chromatin assembly; CENP-A containing chromatin assembly.